Molecule: messenger RNA, 1050 nt
Organism: [Torrubiella] hemipterigena
Lineage: Eukaryota; Fungi; Ascomycota; Sordariomycetes; Hypocreales; Clavicipitaceae
Source: the annotation of a GenBank genome assembly
AUGACCGAAUCCGCGCCCAAGCGCCUCAAGACCGAAGCUGCUGGCAGCAUCGGCACCCACAAUGGCCACUUCCACGCCGACGAAGCUCUCGCCGUGCACAUGCUGCGAAUGCUGCCGUCCUACCGUGACGCAGCCCUCAUCCGAACCCGCGAUCCUAAGCAGCUCGAGACCUGCCACACUGUUGUCGAUGUCGGCGGCGAGUACGACGCCGAGCGCAACCGAUUCGAUCACCACCAGCGCGGCUUCACCACAACCUUCCCUGGCCGCGAGACCAAGCUGUCGUCUGCUGGCCUUGUGUUUUUGCACUUUGGCAAGGCGAUUAUUGCGCAGCGCCUCGGCCUUGAGGACGACGAGACCCCUGUUGUCGGUCUCAUUCAUAAGAAGAUCUACGAGAGCUUCGUCGAGGCGCUCGAUGCUCAUGACAACGGUGUCUCCGUGUACGAUCCCGAGGCUGUCGCCGCAGCUGGCCUUACAAAACGCUUCCAUGAGGGAGGCUUCUCACUGGGCUCGGUUGUUGGCCGUCUGAACCCCAACUGGAACGACCCUAAGCCCUCGGAUCCUGUUGCUGCCCAGGCCGCCGAGGACGCUCGCUUCGUCCAGGCCAGUGAGCGCAUUGGCGAGGAAUUCGAGCGCGAACUCGACUACUACACGUCUGCUUGGCUGCCUGCCCGCGAUGUUGUGCAGGCUGCGUUCAACCAGAGAUCUCAGCACGACUCGGAAGGUAGACUCUUGAUCUUUGAUAGCCAGAGCGCUCCUUGGAAGGACCACCUCUACACUUUGGAGGAUGGCAAGGCGUCCGUUCUUUACGUUCUCUACCCUGAGAGCGCCAGUCCCGAUGCCAAGUGGAGGGUCCAGUGUGUUCCUGAGAGCAAGGAUUCCUUCGUCAGCCGUAAGCCUUUGCCUGAGGCCUGGAGAGGCUUCCGUGAUGCUGAGCUCGAUGGCAUCUCUGGUAUUGAGGGCUGCGUCUUUGUGCACGCUGCUGGCUUCAUUGGCGGCAACAAGACCUUUGAGGGUGCCAAGGCCAUGGCCAUUGCGGCUCUCCAGGUAUAG